Lycium ferocissimum is the source of this 768-nucleotide messenger RNA. RefSeq lists its product as uncharacterized. NCBI's taxonomy places the organism in Eukaryota, Viridiplantae, Streptophyta, Magnoliopsida, Solanales, Solanaceae. Bases 175 to 678 code for a protein of 167 amino acids. The record is from RefSeq and is a predicted model, not a curated record. The transcript has a single exon.
CUCACACACACACAUUGACAUUUCUUCAAGAAAAACUCAACACAAUUUACAAACCCCAAACAAAAAAUUUCUUGGUUCAAACUGCUAAUCACUCAAUUGGGUCCAUUUUAUCACAAUUUUCUUGAUUCAAACAACUCAUCAUACAAUUGUGUCAAUUUAAUCACAAAUUUUUCUAUGGGAAAUUUAACUUCAUGCACUAUUAUACCAACGAUCAAGAAUUCCAAAGCAGCUAGAGUAGUUCUACCAUGUGGACAAAUCAGGCAAUUUCGUGAACACGUAAAAGCAGCAGAAAUCAUGUUAGAAAAUCCAAAUUAUUUCUUGGUUAAUUCAAGUUCAUUGAAUAUUGGUCGUAGAUUUUCAGCUUUAUCUGCAGAUGAAGAUUUGGAAUUUGGAAAUGUUUAUAUUAUGUUUCCAAUGAAGAGAGUUAAUUCAGUUGUGACAGCUUCUGAUAUGACCAUGCUUUUAUUGGCUGCUAAUUCUGCUCCUAAGAGAAUUUCUAAUGGAAAUGUUAAGAUAUCGCCGGAGUCAACGCCUGAGUCGACGCCGGAGUCAAUGCCGGAGUCAACGCCGGAAAAUGAAGUGUUUCCGGUGGGGCAAGAAAUGAAGUAUAGGUUGUCAUGUAGAUCAAAGAAGCCUUCAUUGGAGACAAUUAUGGAAGAGCCCGUUUGUUCAAGAUGAUAAUUUUAAUUGUUUUGGUGAAAAAAAGAAAUUUUAGAAGAGAGUUUUUUUUAGAGAUAUAGUGUGAAAAGAAAGAUAUUUUACAUUAUA